Pseudophryne corroboree (corroboree frog) is the source of this 1593-nucleotide messenger RNA. It is a transcript of the gene UBE2A, whose product is annotated as ubiquitin conjugating enzyme E2 A. Gene Ontology annotation, cellular component: HULC complex. Gene Ontology annotation, biological process: DNA repair; proteasome-mediated ubiquitin-dependent protein catabolic process; protein polyubiquitination. The coding region runs from base 459 to 917 and encodes 152 amino acids. NCBI's taxonomy places the organism in Eukaryota, Metazoa, Chordata, Amphibia, Anura, Myobatrachidae. The record is from RefSeq and is a predicted model, not a curated record. Gene Ontology annotation, molecular function: ubiquitin conjugating enzyme activity. The transcript has 6 exons.
GGAGCGGGCCAUACCACGCGUCACGUAGGGGUGUCUGUAGGUACAGGCAAAUACAUACUGUUCCCAUUUUACUAAAUACAGGGUCAUGGUACUCGUGUACUAAUAUAGUAAGAUACCUACACAUCUAACCUGUGCUUAGUGCUGCCAUACGCGUGGAAGGGCUUACAGACAGAAUAGUGAGUGUGUCACCUCCCCCUCUGUGGAACUGGCCGGGUUGUGGUGCCAGAAGCACAGGACUUGUUUUUCUUUCUCUUGCUGUGCAAUCAUAUAUUCCUCCGCCAGGGUCGGGAGCUCCCGGAAGAGAGAGAGACUGCUGAGGUCCUACUGCCGGCCCGGUCUCCUAGGGGUGACUUACCUGAUCCCCCUUUUCCCGUGCUUAGUCCCCGCCCGCAGCUCAUCUCCCAGGCCCGGUGUACGGACACCUCCGUCUUAUUUAUAUCCGGUAGCAGCGACAACAAAUGUCAACUCCGGCCAGACGGCGCCUUAUGAGAGACUUUAAAAGGCUCCAGGAGGACCCCCCUGCAGGGGUGAGCGGUGCCCCCUCCGAGAACAACAUCAUGGUCUGGAAUGCAGUCAUAUUUGGGCCUGAAGGAACACCAUUUGAAGAUGGAACAUUUAAACUCACAAUAGAAUUCACAGAAGAAUAUCCAAAUAAACCACCAACAGUUCGGUUUGUGUCUAAAAUGUUUCACCCAAAUGUAUAUGCUGAUGGAAGUAUAUGUUUGGACAUUCUUCAAAAUCGUUGGAGUCCAACUUAUGAUGUGUCUUCAAUUUUAACUUCCAUACAGUCCCUGCUGGAUGAACCAAACCCGAACAGUCCGGCAAACAGUCAGGCAGCUCAGCUCUACCAGGAGAACAAGCGGGAAUAUGAGAAGAGGGUUUCCGCAAUAGUGGAACAGAGCUGGCGUGACUGUUGACACUGGCCCUUGUAUAUGAACACUCUAAUCAGGAGGAAAUUAUAUAUAUAAUAUAUAUAUAGUGUUUGAGUGAUCUUCCUCUUGCUAGAAUCUUUACAUUUACAUUGACUGCAAACUGGCUGUUGUGUUGUCACUGACUUCCUUAGCCCCCAGCUGAUGCUUUUUCCCCAUCGGACACCAGAGAGCAUUCGUGUUGAAAUCAAAUGUACCAUACAUAGGUUACUUGCAAAAGAUUUUCUCCUAUCCUUUUCUUUGGUUCCGUUUCUCACUAUUGUAGGUUGAGUGGGAACAUCAUCUGAAGAUUCUCUUUAAUGCAUAAGAGACUGACCUAUAUUGUAUUCAUGACACCAUGCAAGGACAUCAUGCUAUCGGCACUGUUGAUUCUGCCUAGAUAAUCUUUUACUUUUGUUUUUAUCUUGCUUUAUAUUUUAAAGGAAGCUUUUUGCCUCCAUGGUUUUUGCAGGUUCUUUACAAAUGCUCAAUGCAUUGCCCAUCCAAAGCUGCGCUAGCUUUUUUUUUUCUAUUUAGAGUUCAGUUUGGCUUCACAAAUCUGCAAGCGCCCGUUGGAUGAGAGAUUGACAGCCGCCCUGUUCAACCUUGAAUUUGUGCUGUCGACAAAGCACUUUUUAGUUUUCUUUAAAAUGUGUGUAUUAUUGAGUAAGUGGCUCCUUUUACU